AUGGAUUGGGGAGGGGCUGCGGUUGUUGCGGGCAACGUCGAGGCGCGCAACCUCGCGUGCCGCUACGGCGCCGAGUUUGCCCCCCUGGUGGACCUCAACGCCAGCACAGGGUGGGACUUCAUAAACGAGGGGGGCGCCAAGAAGCCAAAGUGGGGCUUCAUCUCCACCAAGCCCGGCAGCGUCCUGCGCAUUCGCAUCAACAGCGUGCGGGAGACGGGCCCCAAGGAUGCCCGCACCAACGUGAUGAUCGCAUACCUCAAGUCCUACGAGAAGAUGGGCUCGGCGAUGUGCGUUUCUGGGUGCGAGUGCGCCCCUGACGGGCCCGUCGACGCCCUGCACGCGCUGCACCAGUCCACCAUCUUCCUCGUGCGCCUGCUGGUGACACAGUCCCCCGAGUGCAACAUCGCGGUCACCCUGCUGGAGCAGACCAACAGCACCAGCCACAAGUUCAAGAUCAGCGGCAUCAUGAUGAACGAGUACACGGGCAGUGACGUCACCACCAAAAUCCACGAGGAGAAGUGGCUGGGGGACCUGCAGGCGACGUCCGGCCGCCGCCUGCAGACGGGCCAGCCGCGUACGCGCGGCGCCAGGCGGCAGCAGCAGGGGCACCAGGCGGCGCGGCGGCGGCCGUGGUGGCGGCGGUUGCUGGCGCUGCGGUAG
Monoraphidium neglectum is the source of this 660-nucleotide messenger RNA. RefSeq lists its product as hypothetical. The record is from RefSeq and is a predicted model, not a curated record. The coding region runs from base 1 to 660 and encodes 219 amino acids. Lineage: Eukaryota; Viridiplantae; Chlorophyta; Chlorophyceae; Sphaeropleales; Selenastraceae. The transcript has 6 exons.